AUGCUUGACAACCUUAUUUCCAAAGUUUCUCCUCAGGCAAUGGAAAAACCUACGGCCCCAGUGGUGGACUUCAGUUAUGUGGGCAUUGAUGCCAUCUUGGAACAGAUGAGGAGAAAGGCCAUGAAGCAAGGAUUUGAGCUUAACAUCAUGGUUGUAGGACAGAGUGGCCUGGGCAAAUCCACUCUGAUGAACACAUUGUUUAAAUCAAAAGUCAGUCGCAAGUCUGUGACGGCCACUGCUCAAGAAAAGAUCCCCAAGACAAUUGAAAUUAAAUCUAUAAGUCACGAUAUCGAGGAGAAGGGAGUGAGAAUGAAGCUGACUGUUAUCGACACACCUGGCUUUGGAGACCAGAUAAACAAUGAGAACUGCUGGCAGCCCAUCAUGAAAUUUAUUAACGACCAAUACGAGGCGUAUCUGCAGGAGGAGAUAAACAUUAACAGGAAGAAGAGGAUCCCGGACUCUAGAGUCCAUUGCUGCAUAUAUUUCAUCCCACCUACUGGACACUGUCUGCGGCCUCUUGAUGUGGAGUUCAUGAGGCGUCUGAGUAAGGUCGUCAAUAUAGUUCCAGUUAUUGCUAAAGCGGAUACGCUCACCCUAGAGGAGAGGGACUUCUUUAAAAAGAAGAUUAGGGAAGAGCUGCGAGCCAACGGGAUUGACAUAUACCCCCAGAAAGAGUUCGACGAGGAUACCGAGGACAGAAUGAUCAACGAGAAGAUCAGGGAAAUGAUCCCAUUUGCUGUUGUGGGCAGCGAUCAGGAGUACCAGGUCAAUGGCAGGAGAUUGCUGGGGAGAAAAACCAAGUGGGGAACAAUUGAAGUUGAAAACAUAGCCCACUGUGAAUUUGCCUUUUUACGGGAUCUUCUUAUCAGAACCCAUAUGCAGAACAUAAAGGACAUCACCAGCAGCAUCCACUACGAAAUGUACCGCGUGAGGCGCCUUAAUGAGAACAACACGGCGGCGCCUCAAGCCAACGGCGUGCCUGAACAUCAUUUAACUGCCCACGAGAUGUAG
Messenger RNA from Nerophis lumbriciformis (worm pipefish), 1011 nucleotides. The record is from RefSeq and is a predicted model, not a curated record. Lineage: Eukaryota; Metazoa; Chordata; Actinopteri; Syngnathiformes; Syngnathidae.